Lindgomyces ingoldianus is the source of this 2039-nucleotide messenger RNA. RefSeq lists its product as uncharacterized. Lineage: Eukaryota; Fungi; Ascomycota; Dothideomycetes; Pleosporales; Lindgomycetaceae. Bases 70 to 1968 code for a protein of 632 amino acids. The transcript is spliced from 3 exons. Gene Ontology annotation, molecular function: transcription corepressor activity. Gene Ontology annotation, cellular component: NuA4 histone acetyltransferase complex; Swr1 complex. The record is from RefSeq and is a predicted model, not a curated record. Gene Ontology annotation, biological process: DNA repair; negative regulation of transcription by RNA polymerase II; chromatin remodeling.
CGCAAUUCCAUCCACCACGACCGAUCCUCGCCAUCUCCUUUUACCCAUUCGAGCCAAAAUACCGUCGCGAUGGCGUCCGGACGGGAUGUGCGCGACAUGCUCGGACUGCCUGCCGCUGGCGAUGGUCAGAAAAUGGCGGUUCAGAAGCGACCGAAACCUGCAGCUGCUGUGAGGAAAAUACAGGGCGUUGCUCGAGAAGUCGUCGCUCUGUAUGGUGAACGGCCUCCUCCGGUUGCGGUUUACGAAGAGAAAAAGACGUAUAGGGCGAAGAGACAGAGUACUGGGCCCGCUAAGAAAUGGAUACAGCAGCCCUUCAUGAACCAAGCCCGCAAUGAUGGUCUUGUGCUCAAGCACUGGCGGCGCAAACCCACGGCUACUCAAUCAGGUCUCACAAACGGCGAAGACACGGCAAUGGAGGAUGUAGAGGCUGCUGAACCGCCCUUAGAGACAAACUACGACUUCGCCAAGUUCAACGUUGGAAUCGAUAUCCCCGUUUUCACAGACGAAGAGUACGACGUUCAUCUGCGCAGCGACGACUGGAGUAGAGAGGAGACCGACUAUCUCCUCGACAUGGUGAAAGAACAUUACUACCGCUGGGCCGUGAUCUGGGACCGCUACGACUACAACCCCUCUACGAAACUCGAACCCUUCUCCCGAGACGCGCUCCACGGUGACCCAAACCAAGCCCUCGCAACCCUCCCCUUCGCCCCAUCCCGAACCCGCUCCGUCGAAGAUCUCAAAGCGCGCUUCUACGACAUAUCCGCCAAACUCAUGAAACUCCGGAUUCCAGAGGUGCAGAUGGACGCUUCGCAAUACGCACGCUACGAGAUCCUAACAAAGUUCGACCCACUCCUCGAACGCAACCGCAAAACGCUCGCUGCGGCCCUCAUGAACCGGUCCAUGGACGAAGUCAAAGAAGAAGAAUUCCUACUCGCUGAACUCCAACGGAUAAACAUGGCCGCCAACCGGCUCGACGCCGAGCGCGAAGAACUGCGAUCACGUCUCGAGGCCCCGAUACCCAACCAACAGAUCGCGGCCGGGCUCGCAUCAUUCCAGUCCUCAGCCGCGCUAGCGCAGCUGUUUCAGCAGCUGUUUCAGCAAGAUAGGAGUAAGAAACGCGCAUCUGGUACUGCUGGUGGUCCUGGAAGACUUAGCUUAUCGGGUGCGGAUAUUAUAGGUACACCGACGGCGGCGCAGCAUGCACAGAUGAAUGCCGCUGCGAAUCGGAGACAGAGCUUAGCGCAGCAACCGCCGCCGACGCCGAUCCGUCAGUUGAGUCCCCAGGCUGAGUAUAGAUUUAAUGUGUCCACGCAUGACCGAUUGACGUCGGGCGUUACGUUUGGCGCGGAUAAGUUGCUUAAGAUGCGACAGGCCAAGUCGAAUGUCCAGACGCAGAAAAUUGGUACUGCGUUGGCGCAGUUGGGGAUUCCGGAUAUCAUUCCUAUUCCGACAAGUCGCUUGGGUGAGGUGUUUGAGGCCUUGGUUAGUAAAGUCGGGAAGCUUCUUGAUGUCCGCAAAGUGCGUGAGAAAGAAGAGGGCGAAUGUCGAAUUCUGGAAGCUAUGAAAGAGCGCAGAGCGAACGAGGCUCAUGGUCAUGCAGGACAUAAUGGAGAAAAUGGAGACGCGAAUACAGGUGAUGGUAGGGGUGGGACGCCUGCUACUUCAACCACCAACCAUCGUGAAAUCCAAGAUUCACAGGAGCGGGAUGAAGACGCUGAAGCUGAAGCUGACGCCGACGAGGAUGGUGACGUGGAUGCGGAUGCUGAUGACGACGAUGUCGAUGCGGAAGGCGAGGAGGAUGAGGAUGCAGAGGGUGAGGACAUCGACAUCGAUUCUCAAGCUCCGUCGCAGUCGGCACGACAUACAAGCGAAGCCAUGAGCACAAGAGUCAUAUCUCAGGGACAUAAGAGAAGUGCGAGCGUGUUCAGUCAGACCAGUAAUAAGAGUUCGAAGAGAGCGAGAAAGUGAGGAAGAUAACUUGGCUACGCCAGGCAAGCGAUGCUAUGGAAUUUAGUGGGAUGGAUGUGGAUAUAGGGUUG